Molecule: messenger RNA, 1734 nt
Organism: Topomyia yanbarensis
Lineage: Eukaryota; Metazoa; Arthropoda; Insecta; Diptera; Culicidae
Product: toll-like receptor 3
Exons: 2
Coding region: 91-1089 (332 amino acids)
Molecular function (GO): protein binding
Source: RefSeq, a predicted model, not a curated record
CAUCGCAUUGCUUCAUGAUUUAAUCUCUUUUGAACUCUACCGGAAAUUUCAACCGAUGUCGUGUUAGUAGUUGUUUCGUACGUUAUUGUAAUGUUCCAAAAAUCUAUCUGGUUGCUUCUGAUCGUCAUAAGCUCGUCAAAUGGCGAACACGAAUAUCAAUGCAUAGAAUUCCCGGUCGAAAAUCAGUGUUUGCUAGAGCAAAUCGUGUAUCAUCCGGGUGAACAAAUUGUGUUUCCUGAUGGGUUCAAACAUUUUCGAAUUUAUAUGUCGAAAUAUAAGUACGGCCUUGUGUCCAACAUCAGUGCGUUUGAUGAACAGCUCUACGAGGCGAUGCAUCGACCAGCAGGUGUCGAGCUGUCAAAUGUCUAUCUGCAGCGGCUAGUUCUACCUUCGAAUCUGCAGUACGGUACAUUUUCUCACAAUGAGCUACGCACUAUAGAGAUAGAUCGCUCGAAGAUCUACCGAAUCAGUUUUCUUGACUUGGAUUCAAAUCACAUAUCCAACAUCAAGAGCAUCAGCGCCCUAAUUAAUCUCGAGACGCUUCAUCUGCAGCACAACAGCAUCAAAACGAUCGAUAAGUCUACAUUUGCACCACUCGUCAAACUGAAGCGCCUUUAUCUAAUGUACAACAAUUUUCGAAAGCUUCCAUGGGACGGCCUUCCCGCGUCACUGGUACAUCUUGACUGCCGCGGAACGGGGCUUGUAUCGGUCGAUUUCAGCCGCUCGAAUCUACCGGCUCUGGAGUACCUGAACGUGGCGAAAACUAGAAUCCUCGUACUGGACGUCACCGACCUUCUCCGAGCUGCUCCGAAUCUCAGGAAGGCCUAUCUAUUCAAUCAUCAAAUCCCUUCGGACGAAAUGGGAGAGAUUGUGAAGGUUCUUAAUCAGCAUAACAUUACUAAUUACGAUAUCAAAGAGGAAUACUGUUAUUACGACGAAGAGUACAUUGAUGGAAGGUGUGUAAGGCCGACACAGCCUUACGUUGGCAUAAGUACGUGGAUGGCAGUUUUGCUAACUGUGGUUACAUUAGUCGUUGGGGCUCUGUUCAUUUAUUUAGUGUAUCUGGUCUUUACACAUAUAGCUCGAUAGUGAUUGAUAUUGUUACACCCCGACAUAAAGCAGCUUCAAUUUUUUUUCUUUCGUUACGUUUUAUCGAGUUAUAUGAAAGAGUAAAAAAUUAUCUAACAAGGUUAUUCAACCUGAUUUUUAAAAUAAUAAAAAAACAACAUCGUGAAUCGAGGAAAUUGUAUUACGAAUUCAAUGUUUUAUAAUAAUUUGAUCUAAUUUCGUCUAAUAAAAAAAUAACGAAUGCAUUGUAAGACAUAGACUCAAAUAGUGAUGCAGGGGCUGUUAAUUUCCAUACAACAUUUAAACAAUCUGAACUUGUCAAUUUUCAUCUCGAAAUGUUGAAAAUUGAGCGAUCGACUUGCACAAUUCUCCUUCGCAUUCACAAGGUACCUACACGAGCUUUUACAAAAUUAUGAUAAUAAUUAAUUUUACAGUAAUAUUUUAGUCGACUUUUUUUUAGCGAAAAUUGGAUUUUUUACAACGAAGUAUUGAACAAAAUUCAAAAAUUGGAAAAUAAAAACCUUCCACCGUUACCUGGGAAAUUUUAUGAACAAAAACAGUUCAAAAUUUUAAAACGAAUUAUCUAGUAGAUUUCGAUUCAUGAUGUACGCUGAACAAUAAAUUGGUUUUGAUGCACCUCCAGAAUUUCACAGCAACUCGCUCAAU